Molecule: messenger RNA, 897 nt
Organism: Aureococcus anophagefferens
Lineage: Eukaryota; Pelagophyceae; Pelagomonadales; Pelagomonadaceae
Exons: 3
Biological process (GO): protein dephosphorylation
Cellular component (GO): nucleus; cytosol
Molecular function (GO): protein serine/threonine phosphatase activity
Source: RefSeq, a predicted model, not a curated record
UAUGCUGCACUUAUGUUUCGAGGACUCUACCCUGACCAGAUGCAAAAACCCUGCCAAGAUUCUUAUGUGAUCAACGAGGCUCUGUUUUCAGGUCGUGAAAAGACAGCGCACUGGUUUAUGAUUUUUGAUGGGCACGGAUCCAGUGGACAUGAAUGCGCAUGGUAUUGUCGGGACAAUAUGGAGCAUGUUGCCGAUAAGAUCCUAGAGCAGGAACCUUUGAUUUCAAUUCCUGAUCUUCUUGUCAAAACAAACGAGACAAUGAACGAGCAGCUCCAUAGUAACUUCCAGAUCCAUUCAGAAGACUCCGGCAGCACAGCUGUUUCUGUCCUGACUGUCGAUACAACCUUGUACUGCUCGAAUGUUGGUGACUCACGUUCUAUCCUUGGCGUGCGCAACUCCCAAGGCAAAGCAACCUCGCCGUCACAGCCAUUGUCCAUAGAUCAAACGCUCUAUCGCGCGGACGAGCGGCGACGUGUUCUCGACAUGGGUGGGCGCGUCAUGUCCAUCGGGCAGAUUGAAGGUCGAGUGUCGAUGAGUUAUAAUUUUGAAUGUGAGUUAGGUGAUGAGAUUGAUCAAAAUGGUGACCCGCCACGGAUCUGGCUACCUGAGAAGUAUGAACCUGGCUGUGCUUUCUCCCGUAGCCUCGGUGACAAGACAGCCGAGGUUGUCGGGUGCAUCGCAACACCCGAAAUUGUGGCACACGAGCUCACAGAUAGAGACGUUCUAUGUGUGAUUGCCUCGGAUGGAGUCUGGGAAUUCCUUACCAACCAAAAUGUUGUAGAUAUCUGCUUGGUCGCUUCAGAUCCGCAUUGCGCUCGCGUCGAGAUUAUCGCGAAAGCGUACCAGGAAUGGUAUGAACAAGAGGAACGCAUCGAUGAUAUAUCUGUCGUUGUCAUG